AUGUCAUAAAAGCGCUUGAAGAGAUGCUUAAAACUAAAACAGAUUAUAAUGUUAUUAUUCAAAUUGGAAAAGAACAUAAUUUUAAGGAAUUUCAUGUACACUCAAAUAUCUUGCGCUUUAGAUCCGAAUAUUUUAAUGAAAUACUUUCUGCUGAAAAUAUAGAGAAGAAAGACGGAAAAUAUAUAGUUAAGAAACAAAAUAUAACUCCACAAGCUUUUGAUACUAUUCUUAAGUAUCUUUAUACUGGUCAUAUUAAUUUCGAUAAUAAAACCGGAACUGAGCUUUUGGAUAUUAUGAUCGCCUCCGACGAACUGAAAUUGAAACAAUUAACUAAAAUUACCGAAGAAUUUAUUAUUGAAAAUUAUCAACAAUUCUUACAAAAUGAUCCAGUUGGAAUUCUUCAAAUUGUUUAUUAUAAUAAAUCACUUGUUAAUCUACAAGAAUUUUGCUUGGAAACAAUUUGUUCUGAUCCUAAAGUUUUAUUCGAUUCCAAUAAGUUUAUCAAUUUACCUGCUCCUUUACUAGAAAUUAUUUUAAACCGAGAUGAUUUAGAUUUAGCCGAAAUUAAAGUUUGGGAAAGUUUAAUCAAAUGGGGACUAGCCCAAGAACGAACACUUGAUCAAGAUGUUACUAAAUGGAAUCAAGAUAAUUUUAGCCAAUUUCAAAGAAUUCUUUAUAAAUUCAUCCCUUUAAUUAGAUUUUGUGAAAUAUCAUCUGAGGAUUAUAUCAAUAAGGUUAAACCUUAUAAAAAAAUUUUAUCGAAAGAAUUAAGAGAUGAUAUUUUAAAAUUUCAUAUGCUUCCUGGAUAUGCAUCAAUUUUCAAAAUUUCACCAAGAUGUCCCAAAUAUCAAUUUGAUUCCGUUAUAAUUGAUCGAUCAGAUUGCUUUGUGUUUUUUGCAAAUUGGAUUAAUAAAAAAGGAGAAUAUGACAAUUUUGAAACUAUUCCCUAUAAAUUUAAUCUCUUAUACAGGGCUAGCAGGGACGGCAAUACAGCCGAAGCAUUUCAUGAAAAAUGUGAUAAUAAAGGAGCAACUAUAGUUAUAGUAAAAAUCAAUGGAACAGAACAAAUAAUUGGUGGGUAUAAUCCAUUUGAUUGGGAUUCAAGUAGGUAUUGUAAUUAUAAGCAUACAACAGACAGUUUUAUGUUCUUAUUUACAGAUAGAAAGAACAUAAAAUCUGCAAAAGCAGGCUAUAGUAGUGGUCACGCUUCUAUAGGUUGUUAUCAAAAUAAUGGACCAAUAUUUGGUCACUAUCUUUAUUAUUCAAGUUCCACUUGGUUGGUUAGUGGUGAUCAUUCAGGGAAUUAUCCUGAUAUUAACAUUCCAAUUACAUUAUUUAAAAAUACAAAUUUUAAUGAUUAUGAAGUUUUUCAAGUUAUGAAGAAAUCAUAUUAGUGUCUCAUUAUCUAAUUCUUGAUCUGGACAGAGGGAAUAUAAUCAGUGACUAUAUUCUUCUCAUUACUUUUUAAUAUUAUUUGCCAUGUAAGUCUGCCAGAGGAUUGAGUGUUUUAUUCUUAUAUAGCGAAUAAUUUUUUCGGGUUUUUUCAGGAAAUUCAAUUUAUGAUUUUAUUAUAUUAUAUAUUAUGAAAAAAGAUUUUUCAAAUUAAAAUCACUAUGCAAAGUAAUCAUCGAUUCUGUGAUCACACGAAUUUAAUAUUCUU
Messenger RNA from Rhizophagus irregularis DAOM 181602=DAOM 197198, 1660 nucleotides. The record is from RefSeq and is a predicted model, not a curated record. Lineage: Eukaryota; Fungi; Glomeromycota; Glomeromycetes; Glomerales; Glomeraceae.